Messenger RNA from Microthlaspi erraticum, 417 nucleotides. NCBI's taxonomy places the organism in Eukaryota, Viridiplantae, Streptophyta, Magnoliopsida, Brassicales, Brassicaceae. The record is from the annotation of a GenBank genome assembly.
AUGGAGACGAAGAAAGAAGAAGAAACUCCUCUCAAAGGCAUAUUAUGUCUGAAAAACAAGCAAGACAUGACGAGAUUCGAGGAAACAGAGGACUGCUUCAUCCUCGAUUUUUAUCCUUUUGAUUCCUUUGACGUUAAAAAACUCUCCUUGUACGGUCAUGAUUCUGAGAAAGAGAAAGAUCUGGCUAUCAUCCACGAGACAGGCCAGGUAGCUUGUAGAGAUUAUCCACAUCCAAGACAUCUUUGCUUGAAUUUCCCAUUUGGAUCAACUUCUAAUGCAACCCAUUGUGAUCUGUGUUAUUGUUACGUCUGCGAUAAGCCUGCUCCUUGUGCACAGUGGAUGUCUUCGCAUUGCAAUACUUCAGCAGACUCUACGGAGCGUAAGAUCUCUGAGAAUCAGAACUACUGUAACUCCUAG